Cimex lectularius (bed bug) is the source of this 919-nucleotide messenger RNA. RefSeq lists its product as uncharacterized. The record is from RefSeq and is a predicted model, not a curated record. The transcript is spliced from 5 exons. NCBI's taxonomy places the organism in Eukaryota, Metazoa, Arthropoda, Insecta, Hemiptera, Cimicidae. The coding region runs from base 35 to 757 and encodes 240 amino acids.
UAAAUUAUGACAUUCAAGAAGUACAUUGUCAAAAAUGAGAGCGGUAGCGAUACUCGUAUUUCCACUUCUCCUAUGUGGAGCUUUCUCAAAGCCGACUGAUAAUGCCUUAACACUUGUUUCAAAUCCAAUUGAUGACUUAAUUACUGAAGCUUUGGAAUAUGUUAGGAAACUGUUCAAGAAGUUUGAACCAUUCCCAGUACCUGAGAUGCCAGUUCAAACGGUCAAAGGUCAAGGAAUUGAUUUAACAGUUAAAUUCAGUGACCUCUACGUGUCUCAAGCCAGUGAUUUCACCAUUGACCAUAUCGAGAAUGAUAUUUUUCACCUUUGGGCAAAAUUUGCAGUCACCGUACCAAAAAUGCACCUAGAAGGCGGUUACAAUGUAAUCGGAUCUGUCAAAGGGAAGAAUGUCAAAGGCGCUGGGCAUUUCAAGUUAGAUUUAACACAAUUGAAGACAGGAGGGUACGUCGAAGUAGGACUCGUCAACAAAUAUAUCCAGAUGAAGAGACUAGACAUCUAUUAUGACAUCAACGACCUGAAAUUUUCAGAAGAUGGACUGACUGUUGAGGGGUUGACAGAAGAGCAGUUGGCCAAUAUAUUUGACACAGCCUUCCUCCAGUAUUUUCAGGACAAUAAGCAGUUUGUUACUGAGCAGGUGAGCGAGUACGUCCGUGGCUAUGCUAACGAAAUCAUGCACGGCAAGACUCUACAACAACUCCUAGACUGGCUUAAGAAAUUCAUCAAGGGUGUUUUUAUCUAGUUGUUAAUAACUAAGAAAAUUUCAGAAUUAAAUAAAAUCGCUAAUAAAAGAUUAACUUUAUGCAUGUAAAAUAUUGCAUUCUCUUUUGGAUAUAAUAUUUUGUGAGUAUAAUAUGUUGUGACUUUAGUGUUUAAUUAAAUAAUAUUGAGACUUGAGAAAGUA